Molecule: messenger RNA, 3057 nt
Organism: Anarrhichthys ocellatus (wolf-eel)
Lineage: Eukaryota; Metazoa; Chordata; Actinopteri; Perciformes; Anarhichadidae
Product: T-lymphoma invasion and metastasis-inducing protein 2-like
Exons: 10
Biological process (GO): small GTPase-mediated signal transduction; activation of GTPase activity
Molecular function (GO): guanyl-nucleotide exchange factor activity
Source: RefSeq, a predicted model, not a curated record
GUUACUAUAAUCAGCCCUAGUACUUGUAAGAGUGAAAGUAAUACUCUGAUAUUAUUACUAGUAUGGAUUCAUGUCUUUGUGUCGUGUCUCCGUCAGGAUCUGGUCCGUCUGUUUGACGUCUACCUGACCCCCCUUCAGAAGGAGACCUUCCUCAGUAGAGAAGAGAUGGAGGCGUUGUUUGGCAGCUUGCCGGAGAUGUUGGACUUCCAGAGAGUUUUCCUUCAGACGCUGGAGGAGAGAAUCUCCUCCUGUCCCAACUUCAGCCACCUGGAGACACCGGAGCAGUUCAAGCAUCUCCUCUUCUCGUUGGGAGGAUCUUUCCUCUACUACGCCGACCACUUCAAGCACUACAGCGGCUUCUGUGCAAACCACAUCAAGGUCCAGAAGGUCCUGGAGAGAGCCAAGACAGACGGAGCCUUCAAGUACUUCUUGGAGACCAGGAAUCCGACCAAUCAGCACUCGUCAUCUCUGGAGUCGUACCUGAUCAAACCUGUUCAGAGAGUCCUGAAGUAUCCGCUGCUGCUGAGAGAGCUGGUGUCUCUGACCGACCCCGAGAGCCCCGAACACAGACACCUGACAGAGGCGCUGAGAGCGAUGGAGAAGGUGGCGACUCACAUCAACGAGAUGCAGAAGAUCUACGAGGAUUACGGCUGCGUAUUCGACCAGCUGGCUGCAGAGCACAGUUCACCUCACAGACAGGUGACAGAGAUCUUCAUGGGGGAGUUUCUGGUCCACUCGUCGGUGGUCUGGUUAAACCCACUGCCCAGUCUGGGCCGGCUGAGGAAAGAACCGGAGCUCACUCUGUUCGUGUUCAAACGGGCCGUCAUCCUGGUUUACAGAGAGAGCAGCAAGCUGAAGAAGAGGAUGACCGCCUCCCGCUCAGCCGACCCGGACCCCUUCAGGUUCCGCUGGUUAAUCCCAGUGUCGGCGGUUCAGGUCAGACCGGCCAACAUCACAGGCUCAGAGGACCAGUGUGUGUGGGAGCUGGUUCACAGCCGGUCGGAGACGGAAGGACGACCGGAGACGGUGUUUCAACUCUGCAGCAGCGGUUUGGAGACGAAGGCCAGCGUUCUCAGAGCUCUGCGCUGCCUCCUCAGAGACCGAGCGCCCGCCGGCUCCCUGAGGAGGACCAGGACCACGGCCGAGAGGAGCAGUUCCUGGAGGAGGUGGCAGCAGCCGAGGAGGACGACUCCUCGUCGUGCGGAGGACCUCCGAGAGGAGACCUGCUCCGAGCCUCUGCUGCCCAGCCGAGCCGCCUCCGACCCCCUGGGGAAGAGGACCAGACUCUGCUCCCUCACCGGAGAGCUGGAGGCUCAGCUGCAGAGGCUGAACUUCACCGAGGAGGAGGUGGACAAGGAAGAGGAGGCGCAGCAGCGAGGAGCAGAUGACCGGAGGAACCAGGAGAAGAGGCGGAGCUCCAGUCUGAGACGAAGUCCCGGAGGAGAAGCGCUGGACCUCUUGGAGAGAGACUUCAGUGUUCAGAGCAUGACCUCCGUGAUCAACGAGGACUGCUUCUACGACAGCGUGCUGGGGAGACGGACGGCCGCCGCUACCACGCUACACGGCUAACGUGCUAACAUGCUAACGUGGAACUCCAGAUCCUGGAGACCUUUCAUCAGACCUGAUGGUGUUUCUGACCUCCAUCACCAGGAAGUUCUCGUCUCAUGGACUAAAACACUGACGAACAAGCUCUCAUCUCUACAAGAUCACAGACGACCGGAAGAAAGAAUUUGGGAAAACGCCGACGAUUUGGAAAGGAGAUACAUUUUUUUUCCAGAAGAGAAAGUACAACCAGCUGUGACAGCAGCUGUGAUAGCUGAUCAGCUGGUAUCUGAUCAGAACUACGUCAUGCUUUCUUUAAUCCAUCUCUUUAGAAACACCUGAAAUAACUCAUUACAUUAUUAAAGCCACUGUUACAGGAAGUAAACACAGAUUCUAAGAAUAAAGUCAAAAUAGAAACAAGUCUUAAUUAAUACAAACAUCAUUUUGAAAAGGAAAGUUAUGAUAUUACAGGAAUCAAACUAUAAUUUCACAAAACAACCAGUUGAAGUAUUUUUAAGAAAGAGUUCAGUCUUUACCACAUAUUCUUGAAUACGACCUUUUCUAAUUAAAUUACAUCUUCAUGGUUGAAAAAAUAUAUAUUUUUGAAAGUUUAGUUCAUAUUUGAAACAUCACGACCCUUUGUUGCAAAAUUACAACUUUAUCUUGAAUAUUGUGACUUUUAUUCUCACGAAAAACUUUACUUCACAGUGUUUUUAAUAAUAAUAAACUCCAGGAGCUUCACAGGAUCUGUGACACAAACCUCAAACUUCCAAAACACUUUCAGGAAAUAUGGAACCAAUUCUUUUAUUUUUUUUACAUUUUCAAAAACACUAAAAAAGGAUUUCAUGAGAUUUAAUGAUGAAGAACAGCGAAGGAAUCUUUUGAUUUGCGUCAGAAGAAAAACGGUUGAAGUUUGAAGCUUCUUUGUACUUUUUUAAAUCAAACGGUGGAUUUAACAAUUUAACAAAACCAAAGUCUCGAUAUCGUUGGAUGACCUCAAACACCUGGAGCUCAGUGAUUUCUUUUGAUGGAUUAUUUAACAUUUUAUCGUCACGAGUCUCCUUCAUGUUCUGCUGGGAGAUCACAGCGUUCUCAACAGAAGAUUUGUGUUCCGGAAGUCUAACAGACGAAUGUUGGACUCUUUUUUUUCAGUAUUUUGUUGUACUCAGCUGCCUGAACAGUCUUUAUUAUUAUUCUAUUGUAAUGUUGUAAAUGUUUUUCUUGUACAGUUUAUUUUCCUCGGUUGUAGUUUUCUGUUCAACAGAUAUUUUCUUGACAAAAGCAGUUUUCAGUGAAGCGUGAGGAGCUGCUGGAUCGACUUAUUUAUACAUUUAGUUUGGAGGCUGAAACACGAUGAAGACGUCCGUGUUUCAUUCUAAAGGAACUUUACUCAAGUUAUUUUUAUUAACUGUUAAAAGAAUUUGGUAAUUUAUUUUCUUAAAUAUUUAUGUACAUCUUUUUAACGCCUUGAUGCUGUUUAAAGUCCAAUAAAUCAGUAUUUAAUAAGUCUUUGAU